Molecule: messenger RNA, 2568 nt
Organism: Ascoidea rubescens DSM 1968
Lineage: Eukaryota; Fungi; Ascomycota; Saccharomycetes; Ascoideales; Ascoideaceae
Exons: 1
Coding region: 488-2479 (663 amino acids)
Biological process (GO): sphingosine biosynthetic process
Cellular component (GO): intracellular membrane-bounded organelle; membrane; cytoplasm
Source: RefSeq, a predicted model, not a curated record
AAGACUGACUUGAGAUUCCAAAGUUCUGCUAUUGGUGCUCUCCAAGAAUCUGUUGAAGCCUACUUGGUCUCCUUGUUUGAAGACACCAACUUAUGUGCUAUCCACGCCAAAAGAGUCACCAUCCAAAAGAAAGAUAUCCAAUUGGCCAGAAGAUUAAGAGGCGAACGUUCUUAAGCUGUUUUCUUAAGCUGUAUCUACUUUUCAUAUCUCUAUAACUCUGCUUACUCCCUUUAAUUUUUCUUUGUAUUAUAAAUAUUCUUUCUCUUCUUACUAUCUACCGUAGACCUAUAUUGCACUCCUUUAAAAUGCACGCAACAUAAUCACUUUAGGUUGCGCUCGGAAAAUCGGCACCGAAUAACCUUGUGGAACUGCUUUUUUCUUUAUCUCUCCAUCUUUUCUACCACUACCUGCUGCCUCUUUCUCUUCUGUCUCUUUGAUCUCUGUCCCACCUUCUUGUCUUUUCUGUUUCUCUCUCUUAAUUGUCCUAAUGGCCUAUAAUACCACCAACCCUUACAGAAUCAACUACUCAGAUACUAUUGAUUCCAACUCAGACUCCAAUCUACUAUCUUCUGAAGAUUACAUUGUUGAUAAUAAUAAUAAUAAUAACAAUUAUGAUACCAUUAUGUGGUUCAAAGCAACAAUAUCCUCUCAGAAUGAUGGAAUUGAAAUAAUCGAUCAACACUUUUCAAUUAAUGAUAAAGUAUAUGACAAUGCUUAUUUUGAUGAUCCUGUUUCUUAUAACAAAAAAUCCUUUUUUUCUUAUUUAAAUUUUUGUAAUUCCAUUGCUAUUAAUGAUAUUGAAAACGGCUAUAAUGAUAAUGAUAAUGAUAAUAAUAAUAAUGAUAAUGAUAAUGAAAAUUUGAUUAAAAAAUCUCUUAAAAAUUUACCCAUUCCAGAUUUUAUACCUUAUCAUGAUAUAUUAUGGGCAGAUUCAAUCAAUAAAAACAAUAACAAUAUUAAUAAUAAUAAUAACAAAAAUAAUAAUGAUAAUAGUACUUACAUGAAGAUUAAACUAACCUAUUUACGUUUGUAUAAGAAACAUUUAUAUCCAUCUCAUAUACACCUUUUAUUUGAUGAUAAUAUCAAUUGCAAUAAUAAUAAAAGUCAUUUUAAUUCAAAAAUAAUCAACUAUAAAGAUAGUUCUAAAAACACAAUCACCGAAAUCACUUCUUCAUCUUCUUUAGAUAAUGCUACAACUAGUCUUGAUCAAUUUGAUAAUAAUGAUAAUACAAGAGGUUUAAUCUCCCAAAUCUUAAAUCUAUCCUAUAAGGAUACCUUUAAAAUGGAGAAAUCUAUACUAAUAUUAAUCAACCCUCAUGGUGGUAAGGGCUCUGCGUUGGAUAUGUUUAACAAAUUUAGUAAACCCAUUUUGGAUUCAAUUCCCUGUAUAAAUUACAAAGUUUUUAAAACCAAUUACUAUAAACAUGCCACAGAUAUAAUUAAAAACUUUGAGCAUGACGAGUUAUUGAAAUUUGAUAUAAUUUGCUGUGCUUCAGGAGACGGAAUUCCUUAUGAAGUAAUUAAUGGGUUAUAUAACAGAGAUGAUAAAAUUGAAUGUUUUCAAAAUUUGGUCAUAACUCAGUUACCUUGUGGUUCGGGCAAUGGAAUGUCGAUAUCCUGUCACCAUACUAAUAAUCUUUCAUUUGCGACUUUAUCAUUGGUUAAAUCCCCAUAUGUUAUAUCUGAUUUAAUGGCAUGUACACAAUUAAUCAAUGAUAACCAUAGCUAUAAUGACGAUGGUGACGAAGAAGUUACUUUAUCAUUUUUAUCACAAAAUUACGGAAUAAUCGCGUACGGAGAUAUUGGUACAGAGUGGUUAAGGUGGUGUGGGCCAUUAAGAUUUGAUAUAGGAGUUUUGAUUCAAGUUAUUAAAAAAUCCAAAUAUCCCUGUGAUUUAUAUUUGAAUUAUUUUAUUAAUAAUGACCGAGAAGAAAUUAAAGAGCAUUUCCAAUUGAACUACGAUAGCAAUAGCAAUAGCAAUAGCAAUAGGAAUAGGAAUAGGAAUAACAACUCGGAAUUAACAUUGACUGAUGAUUCAUUUAAUUUGAAAUUUCCUAAAUUGAAUAAACCGUUAAAUAAUAAUGAUGGUUGGGAGUCAUUAAUUAAUUACGACUUGAACAACCUUGGAAUCUUAUAUACUGGAAAAAUGCCUUACAUGUCAAAUAAUGUACCAUUUUUCCCAACAUGUUUACCGGAUGAUGGAUUAAUUGAUUUUGUUUACAUGAACAGCAACUUGUCGUUUGUUAAGAAAGCUGGAUUUUUGUUGGACAUUGAAAACGGUUCAUCAUUGAUAAAUGAACAUGUUAAUUACUCAAAAAUUAAAGGUUUUAGAUUGAUCCCAAAAAACGUUGAUAAAGAUUAUUAUCUCAGUGUGGAUGGAGAGAGUUAUUCCGUAAAGCCAAUCCAGGUAGAAGUGUUGCUGAAGAUCUGCAAAAUCUUGCUCAAAGAUGGGUGCUUUGCCAAAACACCUAUUGGUUGAAACAGAGACAGCAAAAGCAACAGAAGCAGUAGAAACGCUUCAAAUACCUCACACUGUAUAGACUGUAUAGACUGUAUAGAACAAUUCAC